This is a messenger RNA of Hemiscyllium ocellatum (epaulette shark), 2597 nucleotides long. RefSeq names its product ddb1 and cul4 associated factor 17 (gene dcaf17). The record is from RefSeq and is a predicted model, not a curated record. Lineage: Eukaryota; Metazoa; Chordata; Chondrichthyes; Orectolobiformes; Hemiscylliidae. The transcript is spliced from 16 exons. Gene Ontology annotation, biological process: protein ubiquitination. Bases 347 to 1948 code for a protein of 533 amino acids. Gene Ontology annotation, cellular component: Cul4-RING E3 ubiquitin ligase complex.
AGACGCUCCGAGUGCAGCUUCUAUUUCUACUUUGGUACUGGAGGUUUUAAUGUCGUCGAAUCAACGUAGGAAGGAGUUGCAUAGUAGUAAUGUCACUGGACUUGUCAUCUGGAAUCCCAGGAGAAAGUGAGGACUGCAGAUGCUGGAGAUCAAAGCUGCAAAAUGUGGUGCUGGAAAAGCGCAGCAGGUCAGGCAGCAUCCAAGGAGCAGGAGAAUCGAUGUUUCGGGCUUAAGCCCUUCAGACCGAAUCAGCAGGGGAGAACUGGAUUUCCACUUCACUGUGUCAGAAAUGCUGAUACACAAAACAUAAUCUUAAGAUCCAUUGAAAGGACAUUUGGCAGCCAUCAUGGAUAAUUCAGAUAUCAAACGAUCUAUAAAAGUACAUGUUACAAAGAAGUCUAAUAGCAUUUCAUCUUUAAGAAGAAAAAAUAAUUGUUGCAUUUUGUCAGCAAGAGCUCUUGGUUUGUAUGGAAAUGAAGAUGGUUCAGUGCUCAGAAAAAACUUGAUUAUCCUCCGUCAGUUAGUAUGUCAGAAAUCUACAACUUUUGAGUGUGUUUGGACAAAACAAUCAAAUUCACCAGUGGUCUAUGAAAAAGGAAGGAUUUACUUUGAUAACUACAGAAGUUGUUUUUGUAGCAUUGGUCCUAAGCCAACUUUGCUGUAUGAACUACCGAAACUUCACAAGUCUCAGAAAAUUGAGGAUGCAUUACUUUGUGAAUCUCCAUUGGGAGAAAUGUUGCCCAAACCAUCAGACCAUGUACCAUCACUCCUCGCUCUGACUGCAAACAACUGGCUCAUUCGUAUGUCAGUUAAGACUGCAGAAAUUCUAGAAAAAAUCUACCUCUCGUCUCAGUGGAAAUUCAGGUAUUUGACUUGGGACGAUACUCAAGAGACAAUAGUAGCCAAGACUACACAGAAUAAAGUUACAGCUGUAGCUAGAGCGGCUGGAAUUCAACACUCAGUUCUUUUACAUUUAGCUCUGUUCAGAGUUCUACCUCUUAGAUUUGUAGGAAUGCUGGCUAUUGAUAAAAAUAUUUUUGGAAACAAUGUAACCGAUGCCACUGUUUCUCAUGGUUUACUCAUUGUGAUGUACAGCGUGGGAUUGGUCAAGCUUUACAGUUUGCAGUGGAUUAUUGAGAAGUUUACACAGAAACAAUGUAUUCUUGGACAACAUUGUGAAUGGAACAACACAACCGGAAUUGUGGGUGCUUCUCCAUUUGGAAUUCCAUGUAAUAUUAAAAUAACAGAUUGUCCGCCUGUCCUAUUUGAAGUAUCUUGUCUUAAAAGUGCAUUGCAGAUUGGAGGACAUCCCUGGCAUUAUAUCAUUACUCCUAAUGAACGCAAACAAGAAGGCAUCUACCACAUUUAUUCUUUAAAGGAUAAAAAGCUGGCAGAGAAUGGAAUUCAGGAGAUGCAGUGUUGUUCAUUAGAUACUGAUUGGAUAUAUUUUCAUCCAGAUGAUUCUGGAAGGAUCAUGCACAUUGGACCAACGCAAAUUAAUGUAUUGCAGCUGUCUGAAAAAUCUGAAGGUUUACAGAGAUGGCAAGUUUUCCGAGCCUUUACUAUUUAUUCUGCAAGAGAAAGAGAGGUGGAGAGCUCAGUGAGAGUGACAGCUUAUGGUCGAGUUGUGAAAAGAAGAUUUUCUCAAUUAGACGAUGACAAGUAUGAGACUUUUAAAACAGUAGAAUACGAGGAUGAACUAGAACUGUUGACUGUUUUGGCAGUACCUCCAACAGACACCGAAGAAAAAAUUCAUCUUGAUUUUUAUGACAACCAAUCUGGUAUCUUAAUUAAGAGUGUUCCUUUAAGAGAACCAUGGAAUGUUACCUAUAGCCAUCAACUGUUCUUCGACAGAGACACAAUUAUACAUAUAGAACUGCUGCCACCUCGAACAUUUUGCUGUCAUGUUUACAAAAUGGAUCAACAUAUGGGUGAAGAUGGAGAUUAAAAUAAUGAAUGAUGCAUCCAAGUUUGCUAAUCUGUUACUUAGAAUGAAGAGCCAUUUGAUCUGGCCUUUUAUUUUUCACUGUAAUUGCAAAGUCUAAGAUGAUUAAACUGUGGGGAUACUGAAUCAUAAAAUGGCCAACAAGUAACUUCAGAUGUCAAUAAAAUCUCUUCAGGCAAAAUAGCAUUUUGUAAAAACAAAAAUAUUUUGUGCUCGCAGGGUUAUAUAACUGAGAGCUGUGAGGCACCAGUCACUUGUGACAGAUGGUUGGAAAUGUGUCAUAAGAUUGUAACGCUUGCAACAUUUGGAUGAGAUUCUAAACCAGAAUAUCCAAACUUGAAUGUUUUAUACAAACAUUGGAACACUAAGAAAGUGACACAGCUUUGGUUGAUCCCAUGAAUCUUUGCAACAUUUGUAAAGCUUAUCAAAGGGAGAUUGCACUUCCUAUUAUCUUUGAGCUGUUUUUUCACAUAGCAUUGCGUUAUGCUGGUUCUUGAAGCAGGAUUUCAGUUGUAAAAGAGAGCAUUCAACAGGAAUGUAGUGCAGAUUUACAGAGAACAUUUCAGCACUGGUUGUACUGUACAAACACUACAUAUAGCCUGACAAUUUUUAGGACUUUGUACAUAAUAAAUGUGUUCUUAUAAAAACUAAG